AUGGCAGCUCUAAAUAAUGUGCCUGUAGAGGCAACAUGGACAUGGAGUCUCGACAAAUUACCAGAGGGAACUGGUACUGUGGUCGUCAAUAUAUACCCAGACAGCAGCUUCGAGAAUUCGAUUGAGUGCUCAAGCGAAGGAUGUGAUCCAUCUGUAGCGAUGCAAUUCCUGCUAGACCACGUCCCCGAGGGAAACAACCUAGUCAAGCUCUUGCUAUCAGUCAAGUCUGGAUACAUAAUCCAGUCCGACUUUCUUGACCGGCGCAUGGUUGACUGCCUGAACGUGACCAAAGUCCAAGGCUUUGUCGCUCCAGGGCAGCAUAUUGAAGGUUGUACUGCCGAAGCAUACCAGUCUAUGAGCUUCUCAGGCUUGCUAGAGUACUGCUACGGAGCGAUCGUGAUCCGGGACGACAGCUCAGUAUCUGUUGCAGCUAGGUCGACGGCAAUUAACGAUGAGUUGGGGAAACGUCUGUCUUACCCAUGGCUCUCGCUGAGCCUAAUACCUCGAAAGCGCCUGGCGCUCGUCGGCGCUGGUUCUUUGCUGAAGGUACAUGGAUUUCUCGUGGCCGCGGCGUCGCUGAAUAUAGCGCUGGUCGUGUUCGACAACGCCGGCCACUGGCUGUCUGAUGAGAUAUAUAGAAAUUUUCGAGAAGAAUUCGUGCCUCUGGACAUGACUGUAAAUGCAGAAAUUACCCAACGCAUCGCGCUGGCGGUGACUGAAUAUCAAAGUACCAACACAAAAGAGCAACACCUCGAUGGAAUUUUGAGUGUUGAGGAGCAUCUCCAUACGAUUAUAGCCCACGCAGCAACAAAGUUGGGCUUCAACACUUCGCCUCCAGAAUCCGUAGGCUUAGCUCAGAAUAAGUAUGCAACACGGCAGCUUGACAAAAACAUUUUCUGCCGACUCGUCAGCUGCCCAGCUGAUCUAGAAGCAGUGCUCUCUGAGGAAGGAUCAAAGCUUCUGUAUCCUCUUAUUGUGAAACCUUCCAAGGGUUGGUCAUCCGAGGGAGUUUGGAAAGUGGCAGACCAGAAGGAGCUACAUGAAAAGGUCACUUCGCUAUGGCGUGAGUCUUUCACAGCUUGGCACGGCCACGACGUUGUAAUAGAGACGUAUAUUGAUGGACCCGAAGUUGACGCCAACAUGGUCCUUGUUGAUGGCAAAGUUGUCUUUUUCGAGGUCAACGACGACUUUCCCAGCGCUGGAGAUUACGACAGUAACGAACGCGGAGCUCGGGUGGCUAACUUUGUUGAGACGUCAAAUAUGCUACCAUCAGCUCUUCCUUCAUCCGAGCUGAAAUCGUUGCAGAAAAGACUGCACGAGCUUGCGCUUGCUGCAGGCUUUCGAAACGCGGUGCUCCACAUUGAGGCCAAGCUUCGUAACUCGAGCUGUUACUACGCUAAGGAUUCUGACGGAGACAGACUCGUCGAGUUGCAGUUUAGAAUGCCACCAACCACAACGACACAGCCUAAGGAUGUGUUCCUCCUUGAGAUCAACCCUCGCGCACCAGGCUGGCAAGAAAUUGAAGCCACCGCACACACAUAUGGCGUAUCAUACUAUAGCAUCGCCCUCCUGAACGCCUUAGGUGACAAGCAGCGCAUUGCAUUCUUAUCUGUGCCUUUCGUUGGCGGACCCCAGUACCACAUGCAACUGCUGUUCGUCUCGGCCCAGAAGGGAGGCGUCUAUAAAUAUGGCGACAUUUGCAAAACUGUGUUGGAGUCAGACUCACAAGGUUCUAGUCAAAGUGAGAACCUUAGUGACCACGUUGUCAAGAGCGCGAAUCUUAUGGAGGAUGGUGAGAAAGUACUCGACCCUGGUACUGGACAAGUAUAUGGCAAUUUUAUUGCCUUCUUUUUGGUCAUGUCGCGCACAAGCCGCAAAGAAGCGAUGCGCAUUGGGUGUGAAAUCGAGCGUCGCGUUAGAGAGCAUACGAACGGGUUUUGA
This is a messenger RNA of Glarea lozoyensis ATCC 20868, 1941 nucleotides long. Its product is annotated as Glutathione synthetase ATP-binding protein. The record is from RefSeq and is a predicted model, not a curated record. Gene Ontology annotation, molecular function: ATP binding; metal ion binding. The transcript has 2 exons. Bases 1 to 1941 code for a protein of 646 amino acids. NCBI's taxonomy places the organism in Eukaryota, Fungi, Ascomycota, Leotiomycetes, Helotiales, Helotiaceae.